CCAGCUGUUGCCUUAAUCCGUAAACUGAUAGCUGUCCUGGAGUCGAUAGAACGUCUACCUCUGCACCUGUACGACACUCCAGGGUCCUCAUACAACCUGCAGAUCUUGACCAGGAGGUUGCGUUUCCGUCUGGAGCGAGCACCCGGUGAGACGGCUCUGAUCGACCGGACGGGACGCAUGUUGAAGAUGGAGCCGCUGGCUACUGUGGAGUCUCUGGAGCAGUACCUGCUGAAGAUGGUGGCGAAGCAGUGGUACGACUUCGAGCGCUCCUCUUUUGUAUUUGUGAGGAAGCUGAGGGAGGGACAGACCUUCACCUUCAGACACCAGCACGACUUCGACGAGAACGGCAUCAUCUACUGGGUCGGAACCAACGCCAAGACCGCCUACGAGUGGGUAAACCCCGCCGCCUACGGCCUGGUGGUGGUGACAUCAUCAGAGGGGCGUAACCUGCCUUACGGGCGCUUGGAGGACAUCCUGAGUCGGGACAGCUCCGCCCUGAACUGCCACACCAACGACGACAAGAACGCCUGGUUCGCCGUCGACCUCGGACUCUGGGUCAUCCCCUCGGCGUACACACUGAGACACGCCAGGGGUUAUGGCCGCUCUGCGUUGAGGAACUGGGUGUUCCAGGUAUCUAAGGACGGUCAGAACUGGACGACUCUCUACACACACGUGGACGACUGCAGCCUGAAUGAACCGGGGUCUACGGCCACGUGGCCUCUGGACCCGUCCAAAGAGGAGAAGCAGGGCUGGAGACACAUCCGGAUCAAACAGAUGGGGAAGAACGCCAGCGGUCAGACUCACUAUCUGUCUCUGUCGGGUCUGGAGCUGUACGGCACGGUGACGGCCGUGUGUGAGGACCAGCUGGGUAAAGCAGUGAAGGAGGCGGAGGCGAACCUUCGGCGUCAGCGCCGUCUGUUCCGCUCUCAGGUGAUGAAGUACAUCGUGCCGGGUGCUCGGGUCGUCCGCGGCAUCGACUGGAAGUGGCGCGACCAGGACGGAAACCCGGCCGGAGAGGGAACGGUCACCGGCGAGGCUCACAACGGCCCCGCCUCCUCCACGGUGGGACCCUCCGCGACCCCGGCGGCCAGCGGCGGCACCACCACCACCUCCUCCUCGUCCUCGUCCACCUCGUCCUCCUCGCAGCAGCAGUCGUGGAGCAGCCUGGUGAAAAAUAACUGUCCCGACAAGGGGGGGGCCACGUCUCUGGGGGGGGCCAGCUCCUCCAGCAGGAAGGGCAGCAGCAGCUCCGUGUGCAGCGUCGCUUCCUCCUCCGACAUCAGCCUGAGCUCGUCGGCCGGGCUGCCAGGGGGGGGGCUGCGGUUAGAGAGGCGGGCCGAGGGGCUGCUGCUGGAUCAGGGCUCCGGGGCGGGAGGCGUCUCGGGAGGCGGGGUCGGCUCUGACGGACAGCAGCAGGAGCCGAUCGUCGUGCUGUCCUCCGCCGUGGAGGGCGGGUCCGGUUCCGCGUCCAGCUCCGGCACGCUCACCGCCGACACGCCCGCCCUCGGCGACGACGCCAGAAACAAGGACUCGUCCACCGACCCGGCGACGGCCAUCUCCAUGGGCCUGGUUAGCGUCAGCUCCCCCGACGUCAGCUCGGUGUCGGAGUCGUCCAGCAAGGACGCGCCUUCCCAGAGGCCUCUCUGCUCCGCCGCCAACGCCCGGCUGUCAGUCAGCUCUCUGCUGGCCGCCGGCGCUCCCAUGAGCUCCAGCGCCAGCGUUCCCAACCUGUCGUCCCGUGAGGCGAGCCUCAUGGAGUCCUUCGUCCGCCGCGCUCCCAACAUGUCGCGCACCAACGCCACGAACAACAUGAACCUGAGCCGCAGCAGCAGCGACAACAACACCAACACGUUGGGCAGGAACGUCAUGAGCACCGCCACUUCUCCUCUCAUGGGCGCUCAGAGCUUUCCUAACCUCACCAGCACUGGCACCACCUCCACCGUUACCAUGUCAACCUCCAUAGUAACCAGCAGCAAUAACGUAGCCACGGCCACCACGGGUCUGUCGGUGGGCCAGUUGCUAAGCAACACCCUGACGACAAGCCUGACGUCCACGUCCAGCGAGAGCGACACGGGCCAGGAGGCUGAGUUCUCUCUCUAUGACUUCCUGGACAGCUGCCGUGCUAACACGCUAUUGGCUGAGCUGGAUGACGAGGAGGAUCUCCCCGAGCCAGACGACGACGACGACGAGAACGAAGACGACAAUCAGGAGGACCAGGAGUACGAGGAGGUCCUGGAGGAAGAGGAGUACGAGACCAAAGGAGGUCGCAGGAGGACGUGGGACGAUGACUUCGUCCUGAAGAGACAGUUCUCUGCUCUGGUUCCUGCCUUCGACCCAAGACCGGGAAGAACCAACGUCCAGCAGACCACCGACCUGGAGAUCCCACCACCAGGAACUCCUCGCUCGGAGGUUCAGGAGGAGGUGGAGUGCGCUCCUUCUCCUCACCUCUCUCUCACCCUGAAGGUUGCAGGACUCGGGACGACCCGCGAGGUUGAGCUUCCUCUGUCCAACUACAGGUCCACCAUCUUCUACUACGUCCAGCGGCUGCUGCAGCUGUCCUGCAGCGGAGCCGUGAAGACCGACAAGCUGAGACGCAUCUGGGAGCCCACCUACACGAUAAUGUACAGAGAGCUGAAGGACUCUGACAAGGAGAAGGAGAGCGGGAAGAUGGACUUCUGUGAGCACAGCAUCGUUGGCGGCGGUCGCUCCGGCGGGUUGAGCCCGAUCUCGAUGUCGGCCAAUCAGAGCAGCGAGAUCCUGGGCGCGGCCCGGGAGGCGGCGCAGGCGAAGGCGGGCUGCAGCCAGAACGCCUGCGGGAUCGAAGACGUGCUGCAGCUGCUCAGGAUCCUCUACAUCAUCGGAGGAGACGGAGCCUAUAACACACGCACGCUGCAAGAGGAUUUCGACGAGCUGCAGUUCAACGCGUCUCCAGAAGAGUUCACCAGUAAGAAAAUCACUACAAAGAUCCUGCAGCAGAUCGAGGAGCCUCUGGCACUGGCCAGCGGAGCGCUGCCCGACUGGUGUGAGCAGCUCACCUCCAAGUGUCCUUUCCUCAUUCCCUUCGAGACCCGACAGCUCUACUUCACCUGCACCGCCUUCGGAGCCUCCAGGGCGAUCGUGUGGCUGCAGAACCGGCGCGAGGCAACGAUGGAGCGCUCGCGUCCGUCCACCACGGUGCGGCGGGACGAUCCUGGUGAGUUCAGGGUCGGUCGGCUCAAACACGAGAGGGUCAAAGUUCCCCGAGGAGAAGCCAUGAUGGAGUGGGCCGAGUCUGUGAUGCAGCUGCACGCAGACAGGAAGUCUGUGCUGGAGGUGGAGUUUCAGGGAGAGGAGGGAACAGGUCUCGGUCCCACUCUGGAGUUUUACGCUCUGGUCGCUGCAGAGUUUCAGAGAACAUCGCUGGGAAUCUGGCUGUGUGACGACGACUUCCCCGAUGAUGAGUCCAGACAGGUGGAUCUGGGUGGAGGUCUGAAGCCUCCGGGCUUCUACGUGCAGCGCUCCUGCGGCCUGUUCCCGGCUCCGUUCCCACAGGACAGCGAGGAGCUUGAACGCAUCACGAAGCUGUUCCACUUCCUGGGCGUCUUCCUGGCUAAGUGUAUCCAGGACAACCGUCUGGUGGACCUGCCGGUGUCUCAGCCCUUCUUCAAGCUGCUCUGCAUGGGAGACAUCAAGUCCAACAUGAGCAAGCUGCUGUACCAGUCCCGUGGACCGGGUCAGGACGAGCGGAGCCAGCUGCAUCCCUUCCUGCUGCUGUCGGAGGUUCAGUCCGAAGCGUCUACGGAGGAGAGUCAGGAGACGUACUCCGUAGGAAGCUUCGAUGAAGACUCCAAGUCUGAGUUCAUCAUGGAUCCUCCCAAACCUAAACCUCCAGCCUGGUACCACGGCAUCCUCACCUGGGACGACUUCCACCUGGUCAACCCGCACAGGGCGAGCUUCCUGAAGGAGGUCAAGGAGCUGGCGGUGAAGAGGAGGCAGAUUCUGGCCAGUAAGAGUCUGUCGGAGGACGAGAAGAACACCAGACUGCAGGACCUGAUGCUGAGGAACCCGCUGGGCUCUGGACCUCCCCUCAGCAUCGAGGACCUCGGGUUGAAUUUCCAGUUUUGUCCGUCCUCUAAAGUUCACGGUUUCUCUGCCGUGGAUCUGAAACCAAACGGAGACGACGAGAUGGUGACGAUGGAGAACGCAGAGGAGUACGUGGAGCUGAUGUUUGACUUCUGUAUGCACACCGGCAUCCAGAAACAGAUGGAGGCCUUCAGAGAGGGAUUUAAUCGAGUGUUCCCGAUGGAGAAGUUGAGUUCCUUCAGUCAUAAAGAAGUCCAGAUGAUCCUCUGCGGCAACCAAUCACCUUCCUGGACUGCUGAUGACAUCAUCAACUACACUGAACCAAAGCUGGGUUACACCAGAGACAGCCCUGGCUUCCUGCGCUUCGUCAGAGUUUUAUGCGGCAUGUCUUCAGACGAGAGGAAAGCUUUCCUUCAGUUCACCACCGGCUGCUCCACGCUGCCCCCCGGAGGCCUCGCCAACCUGCACCCCCGCCUCACCAUCGUCAGGAAGGUGGAUGCCACAGACUCCUCCUACCCUUCAGUGAACACCUGCGUCCACUACCUGAAGCUCCCUGAAUAUUCCUCCGAGGACAUCAUGAGGGAGCGUCUGCUGGCCGCCACCAUGGAGAAAGGAUUCCACCUUAACUGACACUGAGCAUGCUCCGUAACCACGGCUACCGUCGCCGUCACCGCCGCCGCAGCAGCAGCGUGAUUGACAGGAAUCAGCCGGCCAAUCAGAAACCAGCUGACUGACGGACCGACUGACCGGCUGCUGCUGGAGGAAGAAGAAGAGGAGGAAGAAGAGGAGGAUUUAUGUUGCAGAAAUAAAAAAGUUUAAGAAAAGCUAACCCCCCCCUUUGCCCCCCUUCCUCCUUUUAUCAUCUUCAUCAUCAGCAGCAUCAUCUUCCUCACACUCACCCCCCCCCUUUUACAUGGCUGCUGCUGCUUUCCUGUUUACUGUCAGACGCUGCUGUGUGUGUGUGUGUGUGUGAGACCUUCCUCCUCCUCAUCUUCCUCACGUCUGUCCUCAGUUCUUCUUCUUCUGCUUCUGUUUUCUCCUCCUCUUCCUCCUCUUCCUCCUCCUUCAGCACACAAUCAUGCUCCUCCUCCUCCCUCCCUCCCUCCUCCUCCUCUUUUUAUUUUCUUUUAUUGCUUUUUUCGUGUGUGUGAGACUUGUUUUUUUUUUGUUUUUUUCGGGUUGUUUCUGACCUGAUUGGCAGUCAGAGUUCAAAGGUCAGAGUGCUUUUUUUUUUUUUUUGGUGUUUCUUUUACGAUGAAGCUAUAGAGACAAAAAUAAAAAACAAACACUGGCUGUGCGAGCGAGGCGCAUCUGAAGAGAGAAAACAAACAGAAGAAAAAAAAGAGGAAAGUAAAGAAGCAGCUCUGCUCUCCCUCCGUGUAUUUUCUUUGUAUAUUAUAAACAUUUAUUUAACUCAAGUUGCAGUUUGAGGUAAACAGAUAUUUUCAAAAUGUGUAUGCUCCAAAAAAAUAAUCAUUAAAAUGUUUGCAAAGUAUGAAGUUAAAAAAAAAAAACAAUAUACUGAGUCCUGUGGU
Molecule: messenger RNA, 5597 nt
Organism: Scomber scombrus (Atlantic mackerel)
Lineage: Eukaryota; Metazoa; Chordata; Actinopteri; Scombriformes; Scombridae
Gene: hectd1
Product: HECT domain containing 1
Biological process (GO): protein K63-linked ubiquitination; anatomical structure development; proteasome-mediated ubiquitin-dependent protein catabolic process
Cellular component (GO): nuclear speck
Molecular function (GO): ubiquitin protein ligase activity; metal ion binding
Source: RefSeq, a predicted model, not a curated record